AUGAAGUCCAUGAAGAACAGCCUCAACGUGGGCAAAGUCAUUGGCAGCUUCAGAAAGCGCGCCGGGGGUCACAGCAGCAGCCACGAUGCCGCAGACGAGUCGUCACCAGGUGCGGGGGCAGCCGGCUCACCAUUCUCCGCCGGGGCAGCCGCCGCCGCGUCUGGCAGUCCCGAGACCAACGCGAGAGCGGCUGUUCAAGCCUUUUGCGAAAUGGGCGGCAGCAAGUCCCAGAUGAAAGGCGACGAGAUCCUCCACCUCCCACCCAUUGUCGACGCCGCCGAGUCAUCCCCCGCCGCCGCUGCCGAGUGCGCCCGCGUGAUCCGCCGCUUCCUCGGCAAGGAGUACAACGGCAAGCCGGCGUGGCAGUACAAUGCCCUCAUGCUCGUGCGCAUCCUCGUCGACAACCCCGGACCGUCCUUCACGCGCAACCUCGGCGAGCCCGAGUUUGUCGAGACCACACGCAAGCUGCUCAAGCACGUGCGCGACACGCGCCUGCGGCACAUGCUCAUGGAGAUGCUGGACGACUUUGAGCACACCAAGCAGUACGACGAGAACCUGCAGCCGCUCGUUCAGAUGUGGAAGGCGCAGAAGGAGGAUGCCUUUAAGAAGAACGGCGGGCCGCCGCCGCAGAUGAUGCAACAGCAGCGGCAGCAGGCGUACCAGCAGCAGCAGUACUACCAGCACCCGCAGCAGUGGCAGCCGCAGCCAGCCCAGUAUCGCCAGUCGCAGAACUACGCCGCGCGUGCGCAGCAAUCAUCGAAGCGCCUCCCCGAUCCCAUUGAGCUCUCCAGCCGUCUCGAGGAGGCCCGCACAUCCGCCAAGCUCCUGGAGCAGGUCGUCAUGAACACGUCACCCAGCGACAUGCUUCACAACGAUCUCAUCAAGGAGUUUGCCGACCGCUGCCAGAGCGCCUCGCGUAGUAUCCAGGGCUACAUGCAGUCGGACAACCCCGCCCCCGACAACGACACGAUGGAGAGCCUCAUCGACACCAACGAGCAGCUCCAAACGGCGCUCAACCAGCACCAGCGCGCCGUCCUCAACGCGCGGAAACAGAUGGGCGUAGCCUCCCCGCCCCAGGUCGCGACGCCCGACGCCCACGGUGAUGAUAGAAUCGUGGCCUGGCAGCGAUCGCAGGCUGAGCUACACGAGUCUGGUGAGCACCCCGAGGACCCCCACAUUGUCAACGGCAAGGGCAAGGCGACUGCGGGGCCCCUCGGGGAUGCCGCUGAUGCGCAGGAUCCCUUCCGGGAUCCAGAGGAGCACCAGCGCCAUCACUUCGAGUCGUACCACCCCGGUGGGUUCGGACAGCCUGACGGUCCAUCGUCAGCCGUGGCAGGUGCUGGCGGUGCCAGCUCUACGCGAAGGAGAGAGAUCGAUGGCGAGUCGGAGGAUGCUGACCUGUACGGCGCGCCGCCUGCCGCUGCCAAGGAGAAGGACAAGGCGACUGAGCCGAUGCGCCUGUCGUAG
This is a messenger RNA of Emericellopsis cladophorae, 1467 nucleotides long. RefSeq lists its product as uncharacterized. Gene Ontology annotation, molecular function: ubiquitin binding; phosphatidylinositol binding. The record is from RefSeq and is a predicted model, not a curated record. The coding region runs from base 1 to 1467 and encodes 488 amino acids. The transcript has a single exon. NCBI's taxonomy places the organism in Eukaryota, Fungi, Ascomycota, Sordariomycetes, Hypocreales, Bionectriaceae.